CGUCGCCCCUGUCGCCGCCUCGGGCCGCCAGCAUGUGGGGCGCCGCGGACGAGAGCUCCGUGCGGGUGGCCGUCAGGAUAAGGCCACAGCUUGCCAAAGAAAAGAUUGAAGGAUGCCAUAUUUGUACAUCAGUCACACCAGGAGAGCCUCAGGUCUUCCUUGGAAAAGAUAAAGCUUUUACUUUUGAUUAUGUGUUUGAUAUUGACUCCCAGCAAGCGCAGAUCUACACCCAGUGUAUUGAAAAACUAAUUGAAGGUUGUUUUGAAGGAUACAAUGCUACAGUCUUUGCUUAUGGACAAACUGGAGCUGGAAAAACAUACACAAUGGGAACAGGAUUUGAUGUUAACAUCAUUGAGGAAGAACAGGGUAUUAUUUCUCGGGCUGUUAAGCAUCUUUUCAAGAGUAUUGAAGAAAAAAAAAACACAGCAAUUAAAAAUGGCCUUCCUCCUCCAGAUUUUAAAGUCAAUGCCCAAUUCUUGGAGCUUUAUAAUGAAGAGGUCCUUGACUUAUUUGAUACCACUCGGGAUAUUGAUGCAAAAAAUAAAAAAUCAAAUAUAAGAAUUCAUGAAGAUUCAACUGGAGGAAUUUAUACUGUGGGAGUCACAACACGCACUGUGAAUACAGAACUAGAGAUGAUGCAGUGUCUAAAGUUGGGGGCUUUGUCUCGCACCACUGCCAGUACCCAGAUGAAUGUGCAGAGCUCUCGCUCACAUGCUAUUUUUACCAUCCAUGUGUGUCAAACCAGAGUGUGUCCUCAAACAGAUUCUGAAAAUGUGACAGAUAAUAAGAUGAUGUCUGAUUCAUCCCAAAUGAGUGAAUAUGAAACCCUGACUGCAAAGUUCCAUUUUGUUGAUCUGGCAGGAUCAGAAAGAUUGAAAAGAACUGGAGCUACUGGAGAGAGGGCAAAAGAAGGCAUUUCUAUCAACUGUGGACUUUUGGCCCUUGGGAAUGUAAUAAGUGCAUUGGGUGACAAGAGCAAGAGAGCCACACAUGUCCCCUAUAGAGAUUCUAAGCUGACAAGACUCCUACAAGAUUCCCUUGGGGGUAAUAGCCAAACAAUCAUGAUAGCAUGUGUCAGCCCUUCAGACAGAGAUUUCAUGGAGACAUUAAACACUCUGAAAUAUGCCAAUCGAGCUAGAAAUAUCAAGAACAAGGUGAUGGUCAAUCAAGACCGAGCCAGUCAGCAAAUCAAUGCUCUCCGCAGUGAGAUCACACGACUUCAGAUGGAGCUGAUGGAGUACAAAACAGGUAAAAGAAUAAUUGAUGAGGAGGGUGUGGAAAGCAUCAAUGACAUGUUUCAUGAGAAUGCUAUGCUACAGACUGAAAAUAAUAACCUGCGUGUAAGAAUCAAAGCUAUGCAGGAGACUGUGGAUGCACUGAGGGCCAGAGUCACACAGCUUGUGAGUGAUCAGGCCAACCAAGUUCUCACCAGAGCAGGUGAAGGGAAUGAAGAAAUUAGUAAUAUGAUUCAUAGUUAUAUCAAAGAAAUCGAAGAUCUCAGGGCAAAAUUAUUAGAAAGUGAAGCAGUGAAUGAGAACCUUAGAAAAAACCUAACAAGAGCCACAGCAAGAUCUCCAUAUUUCAGUGGACCAUCAGCUUUCUCUCCCGCUUUCCUGUCUUCAGACAAAGAAACCAUUGAAAUCAUAGAUCUAGCAAAGAAAGACUUAGAGAAGCUGAAAAGGAAAGAAAAAAAGAAGAAGAAAAGGCUACAGAAACUUGAGGAAAGCAAUCGAGAAGAAAGAAGUGUUGCUAGUAAAGAAGAUAAUGCAGAUACAGACCAAGAAAAGAAAGAAGAAAAGGGUGUUUCAGAAAGAGAAAACAAUGAGUUAGAACUGGAAGAGAGUCAAGAAACGAGUGAUCGUGAGGAUGAAGAGGAAGAGGAUGACGAGGAGGAGGAAGAGGAGGAUGACAUUGAAGGUGGUGAAAGCACUGAUGAAUCAGAUUCAGAAUCAGAUGAAAAAGUAGCCAAUUAUCAAGCUGACUUAGCAAACAUCACUUGUGAAAUUGCAAUUAAGCAAAAGCUGAUUGACGAACUGGAAAACAGUCAGAAGAGACUGCAGACCCUUAAGAAGCAGUACGAGGAGAAAUUGAUGAUGUUGCAACACAAGAUCCGAGACACUCAGCUGGAAAGAGACCAGGUGCUCCAAAACCUAGGAUCAGUGGAAUCCUACUCAGAAGAAAAGGCAAAAAAAGUUAAGUCUGAAUAUGAAAAGAAACUUCAAGCCAUGAAUAAGGAAUUGCAGAGACUUCAGACAGCUCAGAAAGAGCAUGCAAGGUUGCUGAAAAAUCAGUCCCAGUAUGAAAAGCAAUUGAAAAAAUUGCAGCAGGAUGUAAUGGAAAUGAAAAAAACAAAGGUUCGCCUAAUGAAACAAAUGAAAGAAGAACAAGAGAAAGCCAGACUGACAGAGUCUAGAAGAAACAGAGAAAUCGCACAGUUGAAAAAGGAUCAACGUAAAAGAGAUCAUCAACUUAGACUUCUGGAAGCCCAAAAGAGAAAUCAAGAAGUGGUUCUUCGUCGUAAAACGGAAGAGGUCACGGCUCUUCGUCGGCAAGUUAGGCCCAUGUCUGAUAAAGUGGCUGGGAAAGUCAUUCGGAAGCUGAGCUCAUCUGAUGUCCCUAUUCAGGAUACAAGCUCUAGUGCUGCUUCAGUAGAAACAGAUGCACCCAGGGCAGGCAUCCAGCAGAAGAUGAAAAUUCCUGUGGCGAGAGUCCAGGCCUUGCCAACACCCACUACAAAUGGAGCCAGAAAAAAAUAUCAGAGGAAAGAAUUGACUGGCCGGGUGUUUACUUCCAAGACAGCCCGCAUGAAGUGGCAGCUGCUGGAGCGCCGGGUCACAGAUAUCAUCAUGCAGAAAAUGACCAUUUCCAACAUGGAAGCUGACAUGAACAGACUCCUCAGGCAACGGGAAGAACUAACGAAAAGACGAGAGAAACUUUCAAAAAGAAGAGAGAAGAUAGUCAAGGAGAGUGGUGAGGUAGAUAAAAAUGUUGUUAGCAUCAGUGAGGAGAUGGAGUCAGUCACUGCUAACAUAGAUUACAUCAACGACAGCAUUUCUGACUGUCAAGCCAACAUCAUGCAGAUGGAAGAAGCAAAGGAAGAAGGUGAGACAUUGGAUGUUACUGCAGUAAUUAAUGCCUGUACACUUACAGAAGCCCGGUACCUGUUAGAUCACUUCCUGUCAAUGGGUAUCAAUAAGGGUCUUCAGGCUGCCCAGAAAGAGGCUCAAAUUAAAGUACUUGAAGGUCGACUGAAGCAAACUGAAAUAACCAGUGCUACACAAAACCAGCUCUUGUUUCACAUGUUGAAGGAGAAAGCAGAACUGAACCCGGAGCUCGAUGCUUUACUGGGCCAUGCUUUACAAGAUCUAGAUAGCGUUCCACUAGAAAAUGUAGAGGACAGUACUGAUGAGGAAGCACCCUUACAAAGUCCAGGAUCAGAAGGAAGCACACUGUCUUCAGACCUUAUGAAGCUUUGUGGUGAAGUAAAACCUAAGAAUAAGGCCCGGAGGAGAACCACCACUCAGAUGGAAUUGCUGUACGCAGCAGAUAGCAGUGAGCUAGCUUCAGACACUGGUGCAGGAGAUGCCUCCUUGCCUGGCGCUCUGACUCCUGUUGCAGAAGGCAAAGAGCUUGGAAUGAAUACAGAGACAAGUGGUACUUCUGCUAGGGAGAAAGAGCUUCCUCCCCCACCUGGCUUACCUUCUAAGAUAGGCAGCAUUUCCAGGCAGUCAUCUUUACCAGAAAAAAAAGUACCAGAGGCAUCUCCUGUAACAAGGAGAAAGGCAUAUGAGAAAGCAGAAAAGUCAAAGGCCAAGGAGCAGAAACACUCAGAUUCUGGAACUUCAGAAGCUAGUCUCUCACCUCCUCCUUCCCCACCAAGCCGGCCCCGUAAUGAGCUGAAUGUCUUUAGCCGUCUUACUGUUUCUCAGGGAAACACAUCCAUUCAGCAGGAUAAGUCUGAUGAAAGUGACUCCUCUCUGUCGGAGGUACACAGGGGCAUAAUCAACCCAUUUCCUGUUUCCAGAGGAGUCAGAGCUUCUCCCCUGCAAUGUGUGCACAUAGCUGAAGGGCAUGCAAAAGCUGUGCUCUGUGUGGACUGUACUGAUGAUCUCCUCUUCACUGGAUCAAAAGAUCGUACAUGUAAAGUAUGGAAUCUAGUGACUGGCCAGGAGAUAAUGUCAUUAGGGGUUCAUCCUAACAAUGUUGUAUCUGUAAAAUACUGUAAUUACACAAGUUUGGUCUUUACUGUGUCAACAUCUUAUAUUAAGGUGUGGGAUAUCAGAGAUUCAGCAAAGUGCAUUCGAACACUGACGUCUUCAGGCCAAGUUACUCUUGGAGACGCUUGCUCUUCUAGUAGCAGUCGGACAGUAGCCACUCCUUCUGGAGAGAAUCAAAUCAACCAAAUUGCACUAAACCCAACCGGUACUUUCCUCUAUGCUGCCUCUGGAAAUGCUGUCAGAAUGUGGGAUCUUAAAAGGUUUCAGUCUACAGGAAAGUUGACUGGACACCUGGGCCCUGUUAUGUGCCUAACUGUAGACCAGAUUUCCAAUGGACAAGAUCUAAUUAUUACUGGCUCUAAGGAUCACUACAUCAAAAUGUUUGAUGUAAGUGAAGGGGCUCUUGGAACUGUGAGUCCCACCCACAAUUUUGAGCCCCCCCAUUAUGAUGGCAUAGAAUCACUAACCAUUCAAGGAGAUAAUCUAUUUAGUGGAUCCAGAGACAAUGGAAUCAAAAAAUGGGACUUAGCUCAAAAAGACCUCCUUCAGCAAGUCCCAAAUGCACAUAAGGACUGGGUCUGUGCCCUGGGCUUGGUACCAGGGCAUCCGGUUUUACUCAGCGGUUGCAGAGGAGGCAUUUUGAAACUCUGGAACAUGGAUACUUUUGUGCCAGUUGGAGAGAUGAAGGGUCAUGACAGUCCUAUCAACGCCAUAUGUACAAAUUCCACUCAUAUUUUCACUGCAGCUGAUGAUCGAACUGUAAGAAUUUGGAAGGCUCGCAACUUGCAAGAUGGUCAGAUCUCUGACAUGAGUGAUCUUGGAGAAGAUAUUGCCAGUAAUUUAACAUGAAUGAAAUUAAGUCAUAAACUGAAUACUGUGAUUAUGCUCUAUGUUCCUUAUUUAAAAUGUUGUCCUGGAAUUAUUAUUAAUGGGAUUAACUGGAAAUUAUAUCUCAAUCCAUCUGCUGAAUAUAAAUGUAAUAAAAGUGUGUGCUUAAUUUCAAUAUCAAUCCAUAUGAUUCCUGCAAUUGAUAUAAUGCCUGAAUUGCACUUAUAUUGUGUCUGGAUUUUUUUUUUUUUUUGGCCUAGCUAUAAAUAGACACCUUCAAAUUAUUUGAGUUACCAUUAUCUACUUUUGUGCAGUUGGAAUAUAUGCUCAGAAUAUAAUACUUGUUAACUCAUUCAUACAGUGCGUUCAAAUGACGUACAUAGUUAAAUGUAUCAGUACCAUUAGUCAAAUUGUGGUCCACUAGUCACAGAUUCCUAUCAGUAUAUAGAGAAUAGAGGGUUUCAAAUUUCAAAGUUCUUUUAGUAUAAUGGAAACAAUAAAAUAUGGAGGAUGUUAAUUGAUUUCUCAUAAUUGACCUUAAUCUGUUAACAAAGGAUGUUUUAAUGUUUUGUGUUAAAUGUUGGCAUUUUACUGUAUUGACAAAAAAAAAUGCCUUUGUGUGCUUCCUUCUGUGCUCAGGACUUAAUGCUGAUGAAUUGUUUUUAUUAGUGCUGGGCUUAAUGUUCUGUGAUGUUGUAACAGAAAGAUAUGUUGAUCUAUUUUCCUAUGGAGUUAACUUCUAUUAUCACCUUUUAAUUUCUUUUUUAAUAGUAGUUUCCUUCUUUAUCUAAUUUUUAUAUGCUGCUAAAUAUAUUUUAAAUAUACUGUGUUUGCACAGCUUGGUAACUAUGAUAAGGACUAUUAUUAUUUGUGGUGGGAAAAACUGUAAAUAGGUAGAUUGUAAUGAGAGACUAUCUUGCAUUGUGCCUGUAUGAAUUUUUAAAUGAUUUUGAAGGAUGUAUAAUUUAUCUCUCUGCUCAGAAUAUUAAUUUGUAAAUUCUGUCACUUAAUUUUUUGUAGAUGUUAUAACAUUUGAAAAUAUUGUCUUAUGUGAUUUUUUUCAGUGAAAGUAUUUGCUUGUAAAUGAAAGCUCAGCUAGUGCUUAAAUAAAUGUGUUGCUAUAAA
This is a messenger RNA of Jaculus jaculus (lesser Egyptian jerboa), 6170 nucleotides long. It is a transcript of the gene Kif21a, whose product is annotated as kinesin family member 21A. Gene Ontology annotation, biological process: mitotic spindle organization; microtubule-based movement. NCBI's taxonomy places the organism in Eukaryota, Metazoa, Chordata, Mammalia, Rodentia, Dipodidae. The coding region runs from base 33 to 5066 and encodes 1677 amino acids. The transcript is spliced from 37 exons. The record is from RefSeq and is a predicted model, not a curated record. Gene Ontology annotation, molecular function: ATP binding; microtubule motor activity; microtubule binding.